Molecule: messenger RNA, 780 nt
Organism: Dipodomys ordii (Ord's kangaroo rat)
Lineage: Eukaryota; Metazoa; Chordata; Mammalia; Rodentia; Heteromyidae
Product: spindlin-2
Exons: 1
Coding region: 1-780 (259 amino acids)
Biological process (GO): regulation of DNA-templated transcription; gamete generation
Cellular component (GO): cytosol; nucleoplasm
Source: RefSeq, a predicted model, not a curated record
AUGAAGACUCCCCACAAGAAGACAGCUGCAAAGCAGCAGACUAGGGAAGCUGUAGGUCACCACACUGGAUCUACAAACAUAAGAAAGAAAAAACACACUCAAAAGAAGCAGAGGGGGAGACCUGCGUCCCAGCCACGGAAGAACAUUGUGGGCUGCAGAAUUUCUCAUGGAUGGAAGGAAGGCGACGAACCUAUCACGCAGUGGAAAGGAACUGUUCUGGAUCAGGUGCCUAUAAAUCCCUCUCUUUAUCUGGUGAAAUAUGAUGGAAUUGACUGUGUCUAUGGACUGGAACUUCACCAGGAUGAAAGGAUUUUAAAACUUAAAAUCCUUCCUGAUAAGGUGCCAUUUUCUCGAGUCAGAGAUGUGCGCCUUGCAAAUACCAUAAUUGGCAAAGCAGUGGAACAUAUGUUUGAGGGUGAGCAUGGUUCUAAGGAUGAAUGGCGGGGGAUGGUGCUAGCCCAAGCACCUAUCAUGAAAGCCUGGUUUUACAUUACCUAUGAGAAAGAUCCUGUCCUGUACAUGUACCAGCUUCUAGAUGAUUACAAAGAAGGCGACCUCCGCAUUAUGCCAGAGUCCAAUGAGGCUCCUCCAACAGAGAGGGAGCCAGAAGGAGUUAUAGAUGGCCUGAUAGGUAAACAUGUGGAAUAUACCAAAGAAGAUGGCUCCAAAAGGACAGGCAAGGUCAUUCACCAAGUUAAAGCCAAACCCUCUGUGUAUUUCAUCAAGUUUGAUGAUGAUUUCCAUAUCUAUGUCUAUGAUUUGGUGAAAAAAACCUGUUAG